AUGUGGUGGAUUGUUGUGGUUUUCGCUAGCGUUGCUGCUGAUUUAUGGACAGAAACAGAGCGAAUCAGCGAUUUACAACAAUGGCAUGCGUUAUGCGGUCGUUACACGGUGGCGAAGGCUUAUAUGGAAGACAGUAACGCCAGGAUUACGGUAUUUGCACCGGUCGAUGAUGUCUUCACUUACAAUCCAGACAUUCGAGCCCUUGACCAGAAGGAGACACUUAGUCACAUCGUGGAUACCCAAGUGGUCGAGAUUUCUCAAGGAAAGCGAUGGGAAAAACAGACGCUUAUCCGAUCGACAAUCAACAGCGGUUACAUGUACAUUACACAGUUCGAGAACAAUCCAGGAAAUUUUUCAUACUUCGCCAAUGCUGGGAUGUUGUGCAAUCACGCAUCGAAUCAAUGGGGGAUGAUUUCCGGCGAGCAGUACCUGUACAAAAUCUGCACCCCAAUCGGCCACCGACCUUAUCCUGGCACGACUUUGUCGUUCAUCCGAGACUCGAUCAGACAC
This is a messenger RNA of Ostertagia ostertagi, 510 nucleotides long. NCBI's taxonomy places the organism in Eukaryota, Metazoa, Nematoda, Chromadorea, Rhabditida, Trichostrongylidae. The record is from the annotation of a GenBank genome assembly.